Hemicordylus capensis (graceful crag lizard) is the source of this 1939-nucleotide messenger RNA. It is a transcript of the gene GAL3ST4, whose product is annotated as galactose-3-O-sulfotransferase 4. NCBI's taxonomy places the organism in Eukaryota, Metazoa, Chordata, Lepidosauria, Squamata, Cordylidae. Bases 236 to 1540 code for a protein of 434 amino acids. Gene Ontology annotation, molecular function: galactosylceramide sulfotransferase activity. The transcript is spliced from 4 exons. Gene Ontology annotation, cellular component: membrane. Gene Ontology annotation, biological process: glycolipid biosynthetic process. The record is from RefSeq and is a predicted model, not a curated record.
AGAAAGCAGGGCCGGCCGCCGCCGCCGCCAGCAGGAGGGAGGCGGGCGGGCGGGCAAGGAAAGUUCGACGGAAGAGAAGCGGCCGGAGGGAGAGGACGGGGGUGGGCACGCUUCGGGCUGCCCCUCCCGAAUUAGGGGGUGGCAGCUCCGCGGCUCAGAUCGCCCCCCCUCACGUGGAUGAUGGCGGCGCGCCCGGGCAGGAACUGAAGGACCACCUCCCGUUUCCAGCCGAAGGAUGAGGGUCUUCUCUGGAUGCUGCUGCUGCCGCCUCCAGGUGCUCUGGACUGCUUUGGCUGUCUCUGUGGCAAUUGGAUUCACCAUCCAGCUCUUGGGCGUCUCCCUUCAGAAGAGGGCCUCCUUGUCCCGGCUGCUCCCAACGCCCUGGGCCCCUCCAGCCGAAGUGCAGCAGGUGGGGGAGGCAGAAAGGCCCCCCAGGCCUGCCCUCCUGUGCCAGCCAAGGCAGCACUUGGUCUUCCUGAAGACCCACAAGACGGGCAGCAGCACCAUCGUCAACCUCCUGCACCGCUUCGGGGAGACACGGGGGCUGCGCUUUGCUCUCCCUGCCCGUUACCAGUUCAGCUACCCCAACCUCUUCCAGGCCCGGCGGGUCAAAGGGUGGCAUCCCCGGGGGCGCCCCUUCGACAUCCUCUGCCACCACAUGCGCUUCAACCUGCUCGAGGUCCAGAAAGUGAUGCAUCCCAACAGUUUCUACUUCUCCAUUGUGCGGGACCCAGUAUCCCUGGCAGAAUCCGCCUUCUCCUAUUACCAGGGCGUGGCGCCCGCUUUCCGUCGCGCUGGAUCGCUGCCCGAGUUUCUGGCCUCCCCGCAGCGCUUCUUCCGGCCGGGUGAACGAGGCAACCACUACGCCCGCAACCUGCUAUGGUUUGACUUUGGCCUGGACUUGCCAAGGGGCCCCAGCCCAGCCCCGGUCAAAGCCGCCCUGCUGGGGCUGCAGCGCACCUUCCACCUCGUGCUGCUGACAGAGCACAUGGACGAGUCCCUGGUCCUCCUGCGCAGCGCCCUCUGCUGGAGCCUCGAUGACGUGGUGGCCUUCCGGCACAACCUGCGCAGCCCGGAGGCGGUGCGCGCCCUGCAGCCCGGAGACGCUGCGCGGCUGCGGGCCUGGAACAGCCUGGACUGGCACCUCUACGUCCACUUCAACCGCACCUUCUGGGCCCGCGUGGAGCACUUUGGUCGGGCCCGCAUGGCCCAGGAAGUGGCUGCACUCCAGAAGCGGCGGGUGGAGUUGGAGCAGCACUGCCUGCAGGGCGGGGGUCCGCUGGAGCCUGGCCACAUUGCUGACGAGCGCAUCCGCCCCUUCCAGUUUGGGCAGGUGCCCAUCCUGGGUUACGCCUUGCGGCCCAGCCUGGCACCUGGAGACCAGGCGUUGUGCCAGCGCAUGGUCACCCCAGAACUGCAGUACAAGGACUUGCUGGACGCCCAGCAGUUUCCUCCACCCGGACCAGGCCACAGCUCUCCGCCCAGGGGAGUGAGGGAGCCACAGAAGGGCAGAGAGGCUGCUUUGGCACGGACCUCCUGACCCAGUGGGCCUGGGGCUUCCCGGGCUCCUGAAAGGUGCUUGGGUGGAGAUCCUCGAAUGGGCACAGAGGAGUCAUGGAACUGAAAGGACCCGCACGCAACACUUGCCUCCUGCCCGGCGGAACAACUGGCACUUAACUGUUUUGAUCGGUUUGAAGGCUGCAGUAUCCCACUCCCCAUGCCCUGGUUCUCUCUCUCUUCAAAGAGCCCUCCAAUCCCACAGCACCCAUAACUGCAAGUGGGACAGAAGCUUCAAAAGCAGGAGAACUCCCGCAAACACAAGCACUUCCCUGGGGGUCUCCUCUUGCUGGGCAGGCCAGCAGUUCCCCCCUCCUGGGGCUCAGCACAGCUGUGCCCUGCUUCUGUCCAGCCAUCAGUCCUGCUACCCAAAGGGUGGCGG